AUGUUUGCCUUUCCAUCAGUGUAUCCCAAAUGCCACAGAAAAGAGCGCUCAGCACUGUUGCAAUUCAAGGAAAGCUUUAUUAUUAGUGGAUAUGCUUGCAAAUUCCCUUUUGCUAAUCCCAAGGUCGAGUCUUGGAAGCUCGAAGGAAAUGUUAGUGAUUGCUGCUCAUGGGACGGUGUCAAGUGUGAUGAGGAUACUGGUCAUGUGAUUGGCCUUAACCUCAAUGCUAGCUGUCUCUACGGUUCGAUAGGCUCCAACAGUAGUCUCUUCCACCUAGUACACCUUCAAAAGCUCAACCUCGCCAACAAUGACUUCAAUGGUUCUCAGAUACCUUCUGCGUUAGGUAAUCUUUCUGAGCUAACAACUCUCGACCUCUCGAACUCCUUAUUUUUUGGCAAUAUUCCUUCAGAAAUUUCCAAGCUGUCCAGAUUAACUUACCUUGCCCUGUAUUCCAACUAUAAUCCAUUUUCUGAAAGGUUUUUGAAACUUAAAAUGCCUUACCUGAGAAGCCUAGUGCAAAACUUAACCAACCUAGAAUUUCUUGGUCUUGGUUCUGUCGAUAUGCCAUUCCCGAUACCUAAUAUAUUUGCAAAUUUCUCCUCAUUGAAAUUUCUCACUCUCGUUAAUGUUGGACUGCUUGGAAAAUUCCCAGAGACAAUCUUUCAACUUCCAAACCUUCUGUCUCUUCAGGUGGGGCGCAAUCAAGAUCUCACCGGUCACUUACCUGCCUCUAUAGGAAACCUCCGUUCCUUGAAAGCUUUGGCUAUCGAUUCUUGCAACUUCUCAGGAGUGAUCCCAUUUUCACUUGGCAAUCUUAGCAGGCUUACAGUGUUGGUCCUUGGAAAUAACUCUUUCAGGGGCCAAAUACCUUCUACGUUUGCAAACCUCACUCAGUUGACUCAGCUGUCAUUUGGGUUGAACAACUGGAGCGGCACAGUUAACCUAGACGCAUUUCUUCCUCUGAAAAGGUUAAGAACACUUGACUUAUCCUUUAGCAACUUAGUUUUUGACAGCAAAACUAGCACCAAUGGAACACUUCCAAAGCUUGAAGUUUUAUCACUAGCAUCAUGCAGCCUAAAUCACUUCCCUCGCUUCUUGCAGAAACAAAAUAAAUUGACAUGGUUAGAUUUAUCCUCUAACAAUCUGCACGGAAAAGUUCCCAGUUGGAUGUGGACAAUGAGUACAGAAACACUAGAACUGUUGGACCUCUCUCACAAUUUUCUAACAGGCCUUGAUCAACCAACAGCUGUUCUUCCAUGGUCUCAGUUGCGUGUUUUAGACCUCAGUUCAAACAUGCUCCAAGGCUCACUUCUAGUUCCUCCAUUCUCUACCAUUCAUUAUUCAGUCUCAAACAAUUCAUUGGCUGGGAAUAUCCCACCAUCAAUUUGCAAAGUUGAUGGUGAGGACCAGUUAAUAUACAUGCAGGCAGAUACAAGUAUCAGCAUAAAUGGUCAAUGGAUGCCACAUUAUUUUGCGUAUUCAAUGACUUUGACAAACAAAGGUUUGGAGAUGGAUUAUGAAAAGAUCUUAGAGAUUUUCAUAUUCAUCGAUCUAUCAUGCAACAAAUUCGAAGGAGAGAUACCAGAAUUCAUUGGGAAUCUAAAGGGGCUUCGUUUGCUCAACCUUUCCGACAACAUUCUCUCGGGUUUCAUCCCAUCAUCCAUUGGAAAUCUAGCAAAGCUUGAAGCAUUGGACUUGUCUCAAAACAGGCUUUCUGGGAAGAUCCCACAACAACUUGUGCAGCUCACUUUCCUGGAAAUCUUUAAUGUGUCUCAUAACCAUCUGGCAGGGCCAAUACCAAGAGGAAAUCAAUUCAAUACAUUUCAGAACAAUUCAUUUGAUGGAAAUCCAGGACUCUGUGGGGUGCCAUUGUCGAAGAAAUGUGGAAAUCUCAACGCCUUGACUGCUCCGGCUCUGGCUCCAGCUGAUGAACCAUUAAGACUUGACUGGAAAUUUGUUGCGAUUGGGUAUGGAAGUGGAUUUGUCGUUGGAGUGGUUAUGGGACACAUCGUAACCAAAAGAAAACAUGAUUGGUUCAUGAAGUCUUUUUGGAUUGGGCAACAACGAAGGCAAAGACGCACAUGGAGGAGACGCGGUAACUGA
This is a messenger RNA of Dovyalis caffra, 2103 nucleotides long. The record is from the annotation of a GenBank genome assembly. NCBI's taxonomy places the organism in Eukaryota, Viridiplantae, Streptophyta, Magnoliopsida, Malpighiales, Salicaceae.